Molecule: messenger RNA, 787 nt
Organism: Stomoxys calcitrans (stable fly)
Lineage: Eukaryota; Metazoa; Arthropoda; Insecta; Diptera; Muscidae
Product: ADP-ribosylation factor-like protein 16
Exons: 2
Coding region: 179-787 (202 amino acids)
Molecular function (GO): GTP binding; GTPase activity
Source: RefSeq, a predicted model, not a curated record
GCCACAUUAGACUUAGGAUUUGAUUGGCACGACUAGUGGUUGGCUUUGGUUUCUGUGGGUCAACCUACAUAAGCGAACCCUGACACAUGUAUCCAUGGAAACUUUAUUUUGUUUAUUCUCAAAGAAGAACAUCUUUCGUAAUUCGCUUAUAGUGUCAUUCUAAAGCAAAAAAACCACAAUGAUUUCCUGCAUUUGUUUGGGUCCUAAGAGAUCGGGAAAAACGCAUUUAUUGAAGGCUCUGCAAGACAACGACUUGAUAGAUGAGACUUCCUAUUCAACACCCACAAUUGGCACAAAUAUCUACAAUAUUGUUUUUCCCACAAAUACCCAUGGUGAAGAUGCUAUGAAACCAAAGCCACCACCUCCGCCACCGAACGAAGCAAAUACAGCGGAAGGAGUGGGACAGAAAAAGUCCAAACAGUUGCCACCGCUGAAAUCUAUAAGAAUAUUGGAAAUUGGUGGAGCCAUGGCACCUAUAUGGCGUCAAUAUUUCGAUGAUGUUAAAAAACUAAUGUAUGUGGUGGAUACAUCGAAUUUGUGUCAGAUAUCGGCAGCAGGGGUAUUAUUCUACUCCAUACUGGCUGAACCUCGUUUGCAAAAGGUACGCAUAUUGCUGGUGCUCUCCAAGAUGGACUAUGCCUAUCGUCAAAUGCGCAACGAGGCCUUGUUGAUGAUGCAAAUGUCAAAACUGCAAAAGGAAAUACGCCAAAAGGUCACCAUUAUCGAAGUUAGCCCGGUGACAAAGGUUGGUUUCGAUUUGAUUUACAAUUGGCUUAAAAUACCUUAA